AUGAAUUCAAAUGACACUGUCUUCAGUGGAUUUGCUGGUGGACAUGAUUCAGUUCCUGGUGUAGGAAAUGUUCCUCCAUCAACAGGUGGUUCUGAGCAGAUCAAUGUAUCUAUGAAUUCUCAAUUAGAUGCUCACACUCAUGUUGAUCCAACUCAUUUUCCUGGUAUUGUUCAUUGGGGUCCAGAACAAGUUAUUGCAAGAACACUACCUGCACAUCCGCCAGUUGAUAAAUAA
Adineta ricciae is the source of this 234-nucleotide messenger RNA. Lineage: Eukaryota; Metazoa; Rotifera; Eurotatoria; Adinetida; Adinetidae. The record is from the annotation of a GenBank genome assembly.